Molecule: messenger RNA, 1178 nt
Organism: Hyalella azteca
Lineage: Eukaryota; Metazoa; Arthropoda; Malacostraca; Amphipoda; Hyalellidae
Exons: 2
Coding region: 435-1145 (236 amino acids)
Molecular function (GO): protein binding
Source: RefSeq, a predicted model, not a curated record
CAAGGAAUUGUGCUCAAGUUUCUACAUUGAAAUGAAGGUGUGCCCAUUGACAGCCGAGCAAAUUUUAAAGGAGCGUUCGAAAGUGGCCAGAAUUUUCAAUAACAGCAGCACUAACUGAUUUCUAGUUAAUAAAAGGAACGAUCAUGCAUAAUCUCCGAGUUACCGCUAUACUGCUCUUCCAGAGCCUGAAAUAAAUCUGAUUAUAAUUUAGAUCAACAACAAUUUAGCUAAAUUUGUCAAAAUUCAGAGAGAGAAUUGAUAUCUACACUGAACUGAUUGAUGAAUGAUAACAAGUGCACAGCGAUAAGAAAAAAUUGGGAUUGAUAUUUGAAAGAAACCGAUCGCAGAUAUGAGGCAUAUAGAAAGCUUUUAAAAAGCGGAAUGACUAGUAACAAAAAAUUUGAUUACGUUGAAUAAUUAAGCAGACAUUUAUUAUGGAAAAUCCUAGUGAUUUAUCUCUUCUUAUGAAAUCAUUGCAAAGAACGCUGCACAGAUCGUCCGUGACGCACCGAGCGGCCGCAGCAGGAGCUUGCGAGUUGAUCCUCACCAUCGCGCAGCGAGGCCUCAACGUCGACAUCGUGUGCCCGAGGUGUCGAUAUUCUCCUCUGCAUCUCGCUGCAGCUUUUGGCCACGUCCAGGCCGUGUAUUUACUCUGCAGAUUGGGAGCUGACAUAUCAAAAACCGGAAUGGGAUGUCUGAGCGCAUUGGGAAUGGCUGCUCGGUGUGGGCAUGGAGACGUGGUCCAGGUGCUGUUGCUGUGGGGGGCAGGCUUCCAGCAGGAACACAUGCUUCUAUCCGCGGUGUACAAAAACUGCGGACCGCCAACCACCAUCGCAAUAAUAUCUCACGGCGCACUGAAAUAUACUGGCAAAUGGGAACUUCACAAAGUUCUGGCCGAUGCGUGCCUUAAAAACGAGACAUCAUUGGUCUCGGUGCUUUUAAGCUGCGACGUUUGCAUCGAUUUUGAGUUUACCGACAACGAUGACACCGUUUUUUCGUUCAGGAAUAGAAUGAAAUUUUCCCCAGCUAUUCAAAGGAUGUUGUUCGAGUAUCAGAUGAAAGUUAUGGAGCCCCAGACGCCUGUCCCCAUGAAAGGCUGGAGUGCCGUGCAGAAGAGACAUCAUCGACGAAGCAGAUCUUUUUAAAAGAAUAGAAAUAAAAUGCAAUAUUGAGCGUAG